Salmo salar (Atlantic salmon) is the source of this 7901-nucleotide messenger RNA. RefSeq names its product AP2-associated protein kinase 1. Gene Ontology annotation, molecular function: protein kinase activity; ATP binding. Gene Ontology annotation, biological process: protein phosphorylation. Lineage: Eukaryota; Metazoa; Chordata; Actinopteri; Salmoniformes; Salmonidae. The record is from RefSeq and is a predicted model, not a curated record.
ACGCUGAUUGCACCAAGUUGUUGUCUACUACGGGAGCAAAUCGGGCAAUGAAUUACUAGCUAGUAGCUAGAACACCAAAGUAGCUAGAUAGGCAACUAAUUAUCGAAUAUAAACCAGGGAGGAGAUUCAGGAGUCAACACCAAGAAAGAGCUCUCGUUAAACUGGUGAAAUAAAUGCCUUUACGCUGAAAAAUGGGUGGAGAUGUGUGUAAAUAGAAGCUACUAACUUAGAAGGCUGUCAACGCAAUUUUCAAAGCCAGAUAGGUUUUUGUUGUUGAUAUCAUCAGCUAAUUGGCUAGCAAUAACAUUAACUAGAAAUUUAUAAAUCGCUUAACCGUGUAAUCUCGUGUGUUGAUAGCUAGUUAACUAUUUAACUAGCUUGCUAUUAUGACAGUCGAAACAUUGGUAACUAGUUGCGCUUGGAAAUCGAACGAGCAGGCUCUUCAAGAGGAUAGCUUUAGUUAGCCUAAGUUGGCUACGGUCAUUUAAUUAUCCAAAACUAAUAGUAAACAACAUCUACGCGUUAUUGUGAAUAGGUAUUGAUUGCAAACCAGUCGACACUUGGCUAACAUCACCUGGACAUGAAGAAGUUCUUCGAUUCACGCCGGGAACUUGUGAGUUCCGGGCCUGGUUCUGGAGCUGGUGGAGGAGGCACUGGGUCCGGCAGCUGCGGUGGCAGUUUCAUUGGACGGGUAUUCACCAUUGGACGGUAUCAAGUGACCGUUGAUGAAACUGUUGCUGAAGGAGGCUUUGCCAUUGUGUUCCUGGUGCGGACCCACCAGGGGGUCCGCUGUGCCCUGAAGAGAAUGUACGUCAACAACGAGCACGACCUGCAUAUCUGCAAGCUCGAGAUCCAGAUCAUGAGGGACCUUGUGGGCCACAGGAACAUUGUGGGUUUCCUGGACUCCAGUAUAACUGCAGUGGGAGCAGGAGAUGUCUGGGAGGUCCUCAUCCUCAUGGACUUCUGUCGUGGUGGUCAGGUGGUGAACCAGAUGAACCAGCGUCUGCAGACAGGCUUCACUGAGGCAGAGGUGCUGCAGAUCUUCUGUGACACCUGCGAGGCUGUGGCCCGCCUCCACCAGUGCAAGACGCCAAUCAUCCAUCGAGAUCUCAAGGUGGAGAAUAUCCUGCUCCAUGACCGGGGACACUACGUGCUGUGUGACUUUGGUAGCGCCACCAACCGCUUCCAGGACCCUCAGACAGAGGGCGUGCCACUGGUGGAGGAGGAAAUCAAGAAGUACACUACUCUGUCAUACCGAGCCCCAGAGAUGAUCAACCUUUACAAUGGCAUGGUCAUCACUACAAAGGCAGACAUCUGGGCUAUGGGCUGCCUACUGUAUAAACUGUGCUACUUCACCCUGCCGUUUGGGGAGAGCCAGGUGGCCAUCUGUGACGGUAGCUUCACUAUACCAGACAACUCCCGCUAUUCCCCGGACAUGCACUGCCUCAUCAGAUACAUGCUGGAGCCUGACCCAGAGAAGAGACCAGAUAUCUACCAAGUGUCCUACUUCGCCUUCAAGCUGGCCCGUAUCGAAUGCCCCAUCCAGAACAUACAUGACUCUCCUAUUCCUACAAAACUCCCUGAACCAAUCAGAGCCAGCGAAGCUGUGGCCAAAAAGAGUCAUUCCAAAGCCAGGCUCUCUGACCCUGUCCCCACAAUGGAGACGUCCAUCGCGCCCCGUUCACGCCCCAAAGCUGGAGGGGCCCAGUCCAUAGGCAUCCUGCCCAUCCAGCCGGCCCUCACCCCACGCAAGAGACCCAACAUGGCUGCAGGAGGGCCCCAGCCCAUAGGUGUUUUAGGCGCCGCCCAGCCUGCAGUUGCUGUCCAAUUAGUCCAGCAGGCCACACCCCCACUGACUCAGACCGCCCCUUCGCAGCCCAUGGCCACGCCCCAGCAUCAGCAGGGUCUCUUCAUGAAGCAGCAGGCUGCAGCCUUCUUCAGCCCACAGCAGCAGCCCAACCACCAUCUGGCUCCUGGACGUGGGCUCCACAAGGUUGGCUCCCUGACACCCCCCUCCUCCCCAAAGAUGCCCCCCCGAGGCAGUCACAGACGCAUCCUGAGCGACGUCACUCACAGUGCUGUGUUUGGGGUCCCAAUCAGCAAGUCAACCCAGCUACUGCAGGCGGCUGCAGCAGAGGCCAGCCUCAACAAGUCCAAGUCAGCCAGCACCACCCCCUCUGGCUCCCCCUGCUCCUCCCAGCAGAGUGUGUACCAGCCAGGGGAGGGCGGUGCCCAGACAGCCCCCUCUGUACCCACUGGCAGCUGGAACCCUUUUGGUGAUGACAACUUCUCCAAGCUCUCUGCAGAGGAGCUGCUCAACAAGGACUUUGCCAAGCUGGCCGAGACUACAACAGGGGAGAGGGCCAGCCUCUCCACAGAGAACCUCAUCUCAGGGCUGCAGCCUGUCUCUGCUGCUGGGGCCACAUGCAAGGCUUUCCCAGCUGAGAGAUCUGCUGACAUCCUGGGUUUGGAUGCAGGCUCAGCGAUGUUGAGUGUCCCGGACCCCUUUAACGCCCUCUCCCUCUCUGACACCACAGAGAAGCUGAUUGAGGGGCUGAAGUCCCCUGAGACAUCUCUGCUGCUCCCUGACCUUUUACCCUUGGCUGACCCCUUCAGCAGCUCUGCAGAGGGCAACAGCAAUGCAGUGAAGGCUGAGAUGUGUGUGGACUCUCUCAUCCCGGGCCUGGAUACAGUCUCAGCCAGCCUGCCAGACCCUCUGGCUGGAGAGGACUCUCUGCUGGGCUGCUCUCUGCUGUCUCACACCUCCACCCCUGGGGAUCAAACUGUCUGUGCACCACCCUCCUCCUGCUCCUCUGCCCCUCCUGGCUCUGCUUCCUGUCUGGACAAGCUAGCUCCAGUCUCAUUUGGCACUGCCCAGACAUCUGCUGACUCUGCUUACCUCAUGUUGGGCUUCCAGCCGCCCGAGGCUGAGGAGAAGGGCACUGAGGACGAGUUUGACCCCAUCCCUGUGCUCAUCUCCAAAAACUCCAACAACCAAGGUGGUCACUCGCGCAGCAACAGUGGCACUUCAGAGUCCAGCAUCCCCAACUUGGCCCGCUCCCUUCUGCUGGUGGAUCAGCUCAUCGACCUCUAGGGGGUGGGAGAGAGAGGUCGAAGGGGCAGCUUGCAGUUGUAACACGAUGGGGAGGGGGCAGCAGAGGCACUUAUGUAGCACCUUGCAAGAUGAAAUGGAGGCGCUUUAGUGCGGACUAGUGAAUACUUUCUCUGCUGUGCCUCCGUGCCCCCGCCUCCAUCUCUUGCUUUCUUGAUACGCUGGUUUCAAACCAUUCAUCCUGGCCGUUGGCAUUCCCAUGUUGGUAACAACACGGCAUUAACUCCCCGUCCUGACAGAGUGUCUGCUUCUGUCUUGGCUGUACUGUGGUCUUUAUCAUGCUGUCAUCCAUCUGUCAACAUUCCUGUUUGUCCUGCCGUGCAGAUUCAACCCCACGCUAUGCACAUACUGCCUGGCUUGCCCAUAACUCCAUUGGCUUUGCUGUUUUACAAUGUUUGAUCAGGGUUUAUGCAAACGUAUGUGUCCCAGGUCUGACCAUGUAACACAGCAGUGUAGUACUUAUAUCUCUCCUAGCUAUCUGUAUGCACUCUUCCUGUAGCAGCUAUUACCAUGUCUAGUUAUUAGAGCAAAGCAGAUGCUGACUGAACUAUCACGAGCUGCUUGUAUGGGCCAUACAGAUGAGGACAAUGAGCUGUCAGUCCUUAGGCUCCUGCCGUGUUUUUAACUUUUCUUAAACUGCUGUGGUUCACCGCUGCCCCCUGGGAAUGUUUGGCUGUCUGUGGCAAAUGGUUGAAGAUGUCUGUCAUUGUGAGGUCAAAAGCGCUGAUGCAACAUGCCCCGUUAUGGUGGACAUUUACAGGCUGUGUCUAGCUGCCCCAAAACUGCCUCUGAUAGUCUGUUCUUCUACAACAACCAUCUCCUUGACUGCACAACCAUGUUUAUCUUAGCUGUGCGUUAUGUAAGAGCUACAAUCUUUUGAUCUGAACAUUCCCUGGGAUUAUUGUUCCCGUGCUGUGCAUUUCCUGUAGUUUAAGGUCAUAUUGAGCUGGUGCAUUUUGCCUCUUACUGUACCUCUAUAAGAAUUAUCUGGAAUGGUUGACGCAUUCGUGGUAUUAUUCUAAAUGUGUAUAAUUCAUUUGAAUGCUCUUGUCUUCUUGAUCAUACUGUACAUUAAGACGGGUGCUCAAGAAAUGUCUCUCUUCGGCAGAAUGCAUGCUAACGGGUUAUUGAUCAUGUGUAUUCCAAUAAGAGCUUUAUCGUGGCUAUUCUGUUUGAUUUGGGUUUCGGUCCUCGGCCCAUUGGCAAGGUUAACAGAUCUACUUUUCCCAGAAUGUGAGAUAGAAAUGAGUCCCAUAUUGAGCAUGGAUACAGCUGAGCAGUGCAAUGGCCGUGUAUCUCAUUGUGGUUGUUUAGUGAGGGUCAGCUGAUCUUUACUAGUGAGCCAGCAGAGUGAGAAGUAGGGUCAGCUGGUCUUUACUAGUGAGCCAGCAGAGUGAGAAGUAGGGUCAGCUGGUCUUUACUAGUGAGCCAGCAGAGUGAGAAGUAGGGUCAGCUGGUCUUUACCAGUGAGCCAGCAGAGUGAGAAGUAGGGUCAGCUGGUCUUUACUAGUGAGCCAGCAGAGUGAGAAGUAGGGUCAGCUGAUCUUUACUAGUGAGCCAGCAGAGUGAGAAGUAGGGUCAGCUGGUCUUUACUAGUGAGCCAGCAGAGUGAGAAGUAGGGUCAGCUGGUCUUUACCAGUGAGCCAGCAGAGUGAGAAGUAGGGUCAGCUGAUCUUUACUAGUGAGCCAGCAGAGUGAGAAGUAGGGUCAGCUGAUCUUUACCAGUGAGCCAGCAGAGUGAGAAGUAGGGUCAGCUGAUCUUUACUAGUGAGCCAGCAGAGUGAGAAGUAGGGUCAGCUGGUCUUUACCAGUGAGCCAGCAGAGUGAGAAGUAGGGUCAGCUGAUCUUUACUAGUGAGCCAGCAGAGUGAGAAGUAGGGUCAGCUGAUCUUUACCAGUGAGCCAGCAGAGUGAGAAGUAGGGUCAGCUGAUCUUUACCAGUGAGCCAGCAGAGUGAGAAAUAGGGUCAGCUGGUCUUUACUAGUGAGCCAGCAGAGUGAGAAGUAGGGUCAGCUGAUCUUUACCAGUGAGCCAGCAGAGUGAGAAAUAGGGUCAGCUGGUCUUUACUAGUGAGCCAGCAGAGUGAGAAGUAGGGUCAGCUGAUCUUUACCAGUGAGCCAGCAGAGUGAGAAGUAGGGUCAGCUGAUCUUUACCAGUGAGCCAGCAGAGUGAGAAGUAGGGUCAGCUGAUCUUUACCAGUGAGCCAGCAGAGUGAGAAGUAGGGUCAGCUGAUUUUUACCAGUGAGCCAGCAGAGUGAGAAGUAGGGUCAGCUGAUCUUUACCAGUGAGCCAGAGAGUGAGAAGUAGGUGCAGCUGAUCUUUACCAGUAAGCCAGCAGAGUGAGAAGUAGGGUCAGCUGAUCUUUACCAGUAAGCCAGCAGAGUGAGAAGUAGGGUCAGCUGAUCUUUACCAGUAAGCCAGCAGAGUGAGAAGUAGGGUCAGCUGAUCUUUACCAGUAAGCCAGCAGAGUGAGAAGUAGGGUCAGCUGAUCUUUACCAGUGAGCCAGCAGAGUGAGAAGUAGGGUCAGCUGAUCUUUACCAGUGAGCCAGCAGAGUGAGAAGUAGGGUCAGCUGAUCUUUACCAGUGAGCCAGCAGAGUGAGAAGUAGGGUCAGCUGAUCUUUACCAGUGAGCCAGCAGAGUGAGAAGUAGGGUCAGCUGAUCUUUACCAGUGAGCCAGCAGAGUGAGAAGUAGGGUCAGCUGAGCUUGGGUUUUGUCUGCUUGUGUUGCGGUGUGGUUCUACAGCCAAUCACAGUUUCUCUUUUUGUUCCAUGUGUCUCUGUUGUACAUUUCAUCCUCAUCAUUCAUCUCCCUUCUUUCCAAUCUACUCAUCCAUACUACACAAACACAUAUAUACACCUUGAUGUUGCUUGCCCUAUAUAGUGUAAUGAUCUGGACAAAUAUCCAUUACCAACUCGUAUGUAUAUAAAACCACUAUUUCCUCGUUCUCCCAUUGUAAAGAAGUAGUUAAAGUACACUGAACAAGAAUAUAAACGCAACAUGCAACAAUUUCAACAAUUCACAGUUCAUAUAAGGAAAUCGGUCAAUUGAAAUAAAUUCAUUAGGCCUUAAUCUAUGGACUUCACAUGACUGGGCAGGGGUGCACCCACUGGGGAGCCAGGCCAAGCCAAUCAGAAUGAGUUUUCCCCCACAAAAGGGCUUUAUUCCAGACAGAAAUACUCUGCAGGUAUAGAGCUUCUUGAUAUGCCUCACCUGUCAGAUGGAUGAAUGGCAAAGGAAAAAUGUUUACGAACAGGGAUGUGAACAAAUUUGUGUACAAAAGUUGAGAGUAAUACGCUUUUUGUGCACAUUGAAAAUUCGGGGAUAUUUUACUUCAGCUCAUGAAAACAUGGGACCAACACUUUACAUGUUGCGUUUAUAUUUUUGAUCAGUAUACAUUUUAAAGUGCUUCUUAUUUAAAGACCUAUCAUAAUAUGAAUAAAUGUGACAGUGCUAUAGAAUGAAUGAAUGAAUGAAUGUAUGAAGUGAGUAUCAAUAUGAAAUAUAUACAAUUCAUAAGUACAUAUUAUAGGUAAAUGAAAAUAAAGUUUAUUUCUGUGUAUUCUUUAUGGGGCUGUAUUUAAGAGUGCAAAGAUAUUGUGUCCCUCCUAUUUGUCCAAAGUAUUUUUGUCUAUCCUUCUUGGUCUUGUGGGAGACUAUUUCAGCGUAGGGAAGCCACUAGCCCCAUGGUUUUAGCGAUGUUAAUUUGGUGGUGUUCUGAGAACAGCUCUGUGCUUGUGACUUGCCUUAUUGGGGUAUUAUCUUAAACCUUCAUCCUUGGUUUUCCCAUAGUUUUUCCUGGUUUGAUUUUCUUCCUCUGAGCUGUAGUUUAUUUAACAACAGAGUCCCCUCCCUCUGAAAACAGGGCUUAUGACGGAAGGGUCUUCCUGAUAUCUCUGUCCUUUCCUCCUCCUUUACUGUUAACCCCUAAAUGCAUCAAACAAGCUAAGCUAUAUCGCCUACCUACACGUUACAAUGCAGUCUCAUUUGUUGGAAACAGAACCAAAAUGUGUCUUACUCUUGACACGUCUUCAUCCUCCCAGCCAGCAUAAUCAGUGGAUAUAAUGUACUACAUUGUACCCACACUUUAUUUACCUGAGGAAUAUUCAAAUUAGAUGAUAUAAUGUUUCAAAAACUAAACUGAAAUGCAACCCAUCUAAGAACUCUCAACUCCACAAAAUGCAUUUAUUCAAUUUCAAAAAGUCUUGUUUCCAUACUUGGAAAAUAGACAAAGCAAAAAUAUACAUUUCCAUUUGAGGUGGUACUGCUAGUAUCGCAUACUUUAAGUUGAAGUUAAUUUCUUAGUUUUUUUUCCUUUGAAAUAAAAAUGUGUUUUACCCCUCUCCAAACCAUAUAUUGUACAGUAAGUUCAGUAAGUAGAAAUAGGGCUGUGGCUUUUGAAAAGUGUCUGGAGAGAGAAUCAGUAAAACUACUCUUGUUUUAAUUCAUUUUCCUCUCCGAUCUACUUGUUGUACAGUUCAGUCUUUUGCAGGUUUAGGUGUGGCUAACCUAUGCAAUUCUACAGUAGUGCUCAUAUUAUCCUUAGACACCACAGUGCUGUAUUCAGUAGAGGUCUAGCCUUGCCAGUAGAAUUUGACUUGUGUUGCUGUGAAACUGAUGUACCUAGUGUGUUUGCUGGGGCAAAUAUAUGAACACUGUUGAACUGCGUAAACAGCAGUUGUCCAUAUGUGAAAGGACAGAGUUAUUAUCUAGUGUAUACCUUAUAUUUUUAUGAAAUGAGAAAAAAAUAUUCAAAAGGAAAGGGACAUCAAAUAAACAUCUGAAUGUAA